AUGGCUGCGUGGCCCGUGCACCACCGGAAGUUCGUCCGUUAUUUUCGCUACGACAGCUGCCUCCAAGGACAACCACAAGACACGUUUCUCAGGUUGCUCAUCUGUAACACUACACUGUCCUUAAAGAACUACCAAUUCAGAAAUGGACUACGGCGGAUGCAUCAUCUCCGAUUGGACCAAUCCAUCGAUGCCAUCAUCUACGUCACCGUGGUGUUCGUCAUGUUCGCAGCGAUCAUUCUCCUCCUGGUGAGCACCAACUGCCGACGCUUUCAAACGGAGACGACCCUCAGGAAACCCAAGGGUCAACAGAUGGUAGUGCAUUUUCAGGAGAACAGGACCGUCGUAUCCACAGAAGCAGUACCACAGGAGAUAGUCUGAACCGCACCCUUCAAACCCUUGGAAAGGACGACGGAACUGGACAUGUGCCUAAUCCCUGCAACGCCGCAAGGCGACGAAACGCUUCUUUUAAUACGCGGCAAAUACCGUUAAUACAGAAAGAACGUGUUGGAUACGGCCAAUACAAAGACAGUUUGGUGCGCUCUACCAUCAAGUAUUGAGACCAAGCUGAUCGGUGUGAAUAGUUCGUAAACCUUUCUUACUUUUUUUUUUAACAGUCGAAUCCAAUUUUAUAGAGCAAAAGUCAGUACUGUUUGUUGCUGCCACCAUCAGGCGUUAUUCAGCGCUAACUCCCUGUGUUUGUUAACUUAUGUACUAAAUUAUUUCGAACAUGGAAAGAAUUAAUGUAAUCUGUCGAUAGUUCGCUAUUCAAUAUUAUAAUAAGACGCACUACAGCUGUAUAAUGAUGCGUUUCCUAAGGACACAUAGCUUUCGUGUUUCGUGUUUUAUAAAUGGUCAGAGUAACCGGUACGGUGCGAAGUAUAUAUUUACGUUUCCUAUCUAAACUGUCGACACGAUGAGGAUGUUGUCCCCCGCCUAGGUCGUUCCCAUAUUGUUUAAGUAUUUGCUUCUUAUUCUUUUUUUUGGGGGGGGGGAACUUAGUACGGGCUGUGCGCAGUUUAAUUAUGUCAUCUAUGAUAUGUAAACGUUUACUUGCAUAUUACAUUUUUCUGAAAUUUCAUAUAUUUAAUUAUUUUGUUACACGCUAUACCGCACUGCACUUUUAUACGUAUUGUUAUAUAUAUUCAGCUUCAUUUGUACUUUACGCAUGUAAUUACAUAUUCGAUUUUAUUUCAAUGUCAGAAAUUUAAUCGCAUACUCAAUUAAGUCACGCUUUCACACAUUUAUUUACAUCCCCCUUCAGUUUUUUUCUUUUGUCUUUUUCAUUUAAGUAGUUGCGUACAUUAAAUUCACAUGUCUCAAGCACAAGUUGAACUUUUCGUUCGCCGGUGUCUCCAUUAAUUCGUAGCGAGCUCUUCAUCAGUGCGACACUUCCUCAUUUUUGUCGGAUACGACAAGCCGGUUUUCCAUUAACUUUCUACCAUCUAAUAAUCGAUUGGGUGAUCGAUUAUCAGAAGCAGGUGAUGAAUAGCUACAUCCUGUCGUUGAAAGGGUGUCGUUUCAUUCAGAUGUUCAACGUGCUGCGCGACGGGUUCUUUCAUUUGAGCACUGUUCAUUGACGGAACAGUCUGGAGCCUCCGACUGGGUUUCAGGUUAACGUUGUAUUUGGCUGUGUGUAACGCGUAGAAUGCCGCAUGAGAAAUUGUGUUCAACAGAACAUCUCAGUUUUGAAGGUAAACAAGAAUAUCGAACCGCAUGUUCGCAUUUAGUUUCGUGACGUAGGCAUGGGCAGCCGCACGUUUUGCACGCAUCACAAGGAUGUGCCAAGGCAGCGCCACCUAGGUGCACACAGCACCUUCGCGUCUCGCUCCUUCGCAACGCGGACACGUGUCGUCUGCUUCAACCAAUCGUAGCAGACGAUUUCAGACAUAGGAUUUCUGUGGCUACCACUGGCAGCCCAUGUGACUGGUGGCGGCUCGUUUCCAUAACUACGGCCGCUGAAAGCGCGGUCCCGAUUGGCGGACCCCUAAUGACUACAUCACGCCGUUUAACGGGUCAGGCUUUCUUUAUCGAUAUGGCGUUGGGUCUAGGAGGUGCAGGUGAUUGUGCACUGUCUUGAUUUGUGAUAAAACGUAAUCGGCAAGUUUUGUCUCUAAUGGGUGGCUUCCAUGCUUGACAGAAUCAAAACCGGAAGCUGUUGACUGUGACGUUAUGGCAGGGAAGCCGCUAAGUAAAUAGAAACAAUUAAAACGGUUAGCCGGGAUUCUAGUCGUAAGAUUUUGUACGCUCUAAUAAGAAAGUAGUAGUUUUAUAACCUUGUCAGUCUUCAAUCAUCAUUCAAACCAAUGACCGUUGAACAUGCCGUAGCGGCUCCUAGCGUGUAACGUGUCGACCAAAAAGAGAGCAUUGAAUCCAGUUUCAUUUGAGUAGUUGAAGCGUUAUACGCUAGGUGGCUUAUGUUCAAUGGCCAUUAGCUUCAAUGAUUAUUGUAGACUGUUCGUGUGACAAGAAUAUUAGUCCCUUUGAGGAGUAGAUGCAUAGAUCCAACCAUUAGUUCCUAUCGAAGGUUAGGGACUAUUCGCAGUGCUGGGGAGUACAUUUCAGGGUCAAGUGACGAAAAUGGAGAGAAAUUGCAAUCUAGGGAACCAGAAGCUCUAUUCUAACAUAACUCUAAUUGCUCCCCGAUUUACUAAUUUCUUUUCUUCUUGGAAUGUACCGCCACCCUGAGAAUUAUGAGGAUGUGUGCGACAACGUUUGCUUAACUUUGAUUUAGGCCUGGAAUGUGGCUUCAAAUCCUGUUAAUGUUGAUAGAUAGGUCGUUACACUGAGAUGAAGUUGUACAUACGCGCACAUACAGUACAUAUGACCACAUCCUGAGAUGCCAUUGACGUUGUUAUAAAUGGUGCAGAGGUCCGUAAUCGACAUUCAAUGUUACAUAUCACGAUGUAUUAUUAAACCUUGGAAUGAAAUAUAUUUGAGAAUAAAAGGCAUACGUCGCACGUUUGGGUAGAACACACACACAAAAAAAAACAAGAAAGUAUACAUGUUGUCAAGUUUUGCUUCGUGUUUUAAGAUUCAGAGAGAUGUGUGGUUAUCGGGAUUUACUAGCAAUAAUUCCUGUACUUCUUUUUUCGAGAAUUAAACUGAUAUGCCGACUUCA
Messenger RNA from Ornithodoros turicata, 3118 nucleotides. RefSeq lists its product as uncharacterized. The coding region runs from base 1 to 378 and encodes 125 amino acids. NCBI's taxonomy places the organism in Eukaryota, Metazoa, Arthropoda, Arachnida, Ixodida, Argasidae. The record is from RefSeq and is a predicted model, not a curated record. The transcript has 4 exons.